Messenger RNA from Prorocentrum cordatum, 1408 nucleotides. The record is from the annotation of a GenBank genome assembly. NCBI's taxonomy places the organism in Eukaryota, Dinophyceae, Prorocentrales, Prorocentraceae.
AAGGUGAGCAGGGAGGGGGCUCCAGGCGCCCGCCGCUCCAAUUCAGGCGGACGGAGGACGGUCCCGGGCGGCCCGCGCCACAAUCGCGCAGAUCGCGCCCGCCGUCGCCCGCGCCCUGGCCGCCCGGCGCGGAUCGGAUGCCACCGCCGACGAGCCCGCAUGCACGUGGCCCCCUCUGGUUGCUGGCGCACUCGGGUGUCACCGGGCUCGCCGCGCAGCCUACCAGGUGGGCCCGCGGCGCCGGCCACUGGAGGAGCGGCCAGCGGCAGGAAGAGACGCCUCCAUGGGGUGGCCGAGCGGCGCUCGGACUGGCUGUCCCUGGGAUCCGAACGUCGCAGUUGUUUCACACAGGCAGCAAGCGCCGUCGUCGGCGUCGUGGUCAGCGCGCUGCUGCUGGCGCUGGUGCUGCCGCGGGUGGUGCUGCAGCGGCGGCGCCGAACUGGCGCUUCAGUGGGCUCACUGUCCGAUGGCUCUGAGCACCAUUUCCGCGCUGCCGCGCUGGAGCUGACGCGACACCUGUUUCCAGAGGCCGCCAAGCACCUCGCCACGGUCCACCUCGUCGACGUAGUGGCCGUACGCCCGGAUGAACUCCGCAGCCUCGUCAGACGGACGCCCGAGCGUCACGAAAACCAGCGGGGCGAGAUCACCACCGCUGGGGGGGUACCGGUUCCCCUUCGUCCGCACCAUGGCCGCCGCAGCGACGAAGCACAGAGCGGUGACCAGGUCGGACGAAGGGGGAAGCAAUUCGAGAGGGGGGUCAGAGAAUCAGUAGAGCGGCGAGGAAACCCAGAGCGGCGAGAGGGGACGGGAGAGCAGUGGGCGCACGGCGCGGCGCCGCGGCCAGAGAGCGCUCAUCGCACCUGGCGCCCCGCGGCACGGCGCGCCCAAAAAUCGUCCCCGAGGCCGGCUAAACCCCAGGGUGGUCUGUACAGCCGUCGCACGCCCGCGCCCGCCGCCACUGAGGCCGCCCUGGCGCAGGCCGCGCGGGAAGGACGGAGGGAGCCACCACCGGCACACCAGUACCAAAGCCCACUCGAAGGCCGCCAGCAGAGAAGUGCGCCGCGGACCCGGUGCUGGCGUGCUCGACUUGCUUGCGAGGUGGACGGCCACCCUCUCUGGACUUUGCCACCAGAGGGGGCCGCGGGCAGGAAAAGGUCGCCCAGCGUGGCAUGCGGCCGCAGGAGUCGAGCGGCGGUGGCCGACCAGCCAUGGGAGAACGCGCGCAGCGGCCCGUGGCCCGGGGGCCCCUCGAACUAAACUUGCGGCCGCCCCGCGCAGCCCGCGGAGAGCGGAGCGGAGCGGGCCCGUUUCCAGCCCCGCUCUCCGUCGCCGCCCGGCCGCUCCACCGAGCCGCGGUGCCGAGCACGCGGGCCGCGGCCGCGGCGGCCGCGGCGGGUCAUCAGUCCUC